CGCCCGGCCAGCAGCUUCCAGAUUUCGACCAGCAUGAGCCGCGUCCUCGUCCUUGGCAGCGACCACGUGGGCAAGAAGCAGCUCGUCGAGGCUGUCGUCGCCGCCGCCGGAGCGCAGGACGCUGCCGAGUGGGCGAAGCUCGACGGGCACGCCGUGCUUGCGCAUACGCUCGUGACCAAGUACUACUCGGCGCCGCUCGCGUUCCAUGUGCCCGAAGCGGCGCACGCCGUACCGGACGACCUUUCGCCGUACGAAGGUCUGCUGCUCGUGUGGGAUGCGACGCAGAAGGCUUCGUGGAGCCAUGUGCAGUCGGUCAUGGAGGCCAUUGCGUCGCGAGAGCAUGACCUCGAGGUGCUGGUCGCCGUCGCCAACCAUGCGUCGCCCAGCAUGGUGCUCGAAAACAUGAACGACUGCUGCUUGGAACAUGGCUUUGAGCACAUCGCUGUCAGUCGCGACGCCUCGAGCGCGGCCACCGGAAGCGAAACCUCUGGCGUCGAUCGCCUCGUCGAAGCGCUCCAGUGCAACAUGUGGACGUCGAUGGAGAUGCGCGACGGUGUGCGCAACCCGACGACCGAGUCGACGCCGACGCCUGCAGCUGCACCAAAGACGCCCAAGACGCCGCAGUCGACGCCCGCCUCGACGCCGUCGCUACUCGAACAGGACGAGGGCUUUGAAGCGCUCUUGCAGGAGGUGCUCAGCAUCCGCGAAGACGUUAACUUGCAGCGCCUCACGGACGACGAGCGCCGUGCGCGUGCCGCCGACAUGGCCAUGAAGCUCAUGAGUCUCUUGGGCGACAGCGACGAUGACGACGAGAGCAGCGACGACGAGUAGCAGAAGACUGCCGUUGCAGGACGCUCAAUCUUCUGUCCAACUAAUCUUAAAUAGCUUUGUAGUUCAUUUUACGACAUUAUCCACCACAGUAUACCGCCACGUAUUUGCGUGUGCUGCCGUCCUUGGCU
Molecule: messenger RNA, 959 nt
Organism: Saprolegnia diclina VS20
Lineage: Eukaryota; Oomycota; Saprolegniomycetes; Saprolegniales; Saprolegniaceae
Exons: 1
Coding region: 34-831 (265 amino acids)
Source: RefSeq, a predicted model, not a curated record